GAAACCCUGAGUAAAUGAAAAAUUAAAUUACAUUACCAUCAGAGACAGCCAAAACACCAGCCAUUCACUUUCUGUAAAGAAAGAGAGCCAAUCAUUCAUCUAAAACUUAUCUUAUGCACACACAUCGUUCCUUUCUACCAUUUCAGUCAGUCACUGUUACUUGGACUGCUUCUUACAACUCAGAAUAAACACAGUUGAAUCUUCUUUUUUCUGCAAAGGAAAGCAAACCUUUUUUUUAUUUUUUUUUAUAUAGAUAUAUGUAAUUAUUAUCAAGUAAGGAGAAAAGCCGUUGGUUGAAUGCAGAAUAAUAAUAGCCUUAGUGUCUCAAAGUUUGCAUUUGGACCAUUGGUUUCUUCAGCUCUGGCAAAGGAAUUGGAAACUUUGGAAUUGCAUUUAUUGUCUUCCUUCACCAACAUGAAAUCUGCAGAAGAAGAAGCCUUCAACUAUGCAACACCUAAUGUUAGCAUCUCCCUGCCCCUCAACAUGGGAAACCCCUGCUUGUCAACAUACCACAGCAUCCAUUCCAGCCAAGUUAUGUCUUCCAACCAUCAAGCCGGGUAUAUGGACAAUGGUGCCUCGGGCUACUAUCUGUCUCCUAACUUCAAGCCAAAUGGAGCCCCUACCUUGGAAAGCCCCAGGAUUGAAAUCACUCCUUACAUCGGGAUGCACCAUGGCAACAGCCAGUACCCCCAAGAAGAACGGAUUGAAGAAAGCAUCCCCAGUGCUAAGAGACCAAACUCAAUUGUCACCCUGACCUUGCCCACUGCAGACAACUACAGAGAUCCCAGCUGCCUUAGCCCAGCCAGCAGUUUGUCUCCCAGAAGCUGCAAUUCAGAAGCCUCUUCCUAUGAGUCAGGCUACUCAUACAAUUAUGAUAACUCCCCACAGAACUCUCCCUGGCAGUCACCUUGCGUUUCCCCCAAGGGAACUGCUCCAGAGGAAGUCUACCACCGCAGGCUGGCAGCCUGCACACUGCUCACCUCUCCAAAGCACUCCCCCUCCACAUCCCCCAGGACCAGCGUCACAGACGAGAACUGGCUUGGCACACGCAACUCCCGGCCGACCUCUCCAUGUGGAGGGAAGAGGAAGUACAGCUUUAACGGCGUCCCCUACAGACACCCCUCCUACUCCCCACACCAUUCCCCGACCCCAUCACCCCAAACCUCACCUCAGCUCAGUGUGACCGACGAGACCUGGCUGAACAACACCAACCAGUACACCAACUCCGCCAUUGUGGCGGCCAUUAAUGCUCUGACCACCGACAACAUGGACAUGAACGACGGCAUCCCUGUUAAGUCCAGGAAGACCAAUGUCGACCACAUGAGCCUUAAAGUGGAACCAGACGAAGAGGAGCAUAGCACAGUAGCCCUGUCCUCUGAAGACUUUUCCAACCGACAGAUGCCCUUCAAAAAAGAAAACUUCUGUGGGGAAUUUUUAUCAGUGCCACAGAACCCCUACUCCUGGUCCAAACCAAAGUCCUACAUAAGUCCUUCUUUGCCUGCACUUGACUGGCAGCUACCGUCUUGCUCGGGACCUUAUGAACUUCAGGUUGAUGUGCAGCCCAAAUCCCAUCACCGCGCUCAUUAUGAGACAGAAGGAAGCCGAGGAGCGGUGAAGGCAUCUGCUGGCGGACAUCCUAUUGUGCAGCUCCAUGGUUACAUGGAAAGCGAGCCGCUCAUCCUCCAGCUGUUCAUUGGGACAGCAGACGACCGCCUGCUGCGACCACAUGCCUUCUAUCAGGUCCACCGCAUCACUGGCAAGACUGUCUCCACAGCCAGCCAUGAGGUCAUGCUCUCCAACACCAAGGUGCUGGAGAUCCCACUGCUACCUGAAAACAACAUGAGAGCCAUAAUUGACUGCGCUGGUAUCCUGAAACUACGGAAUUCCGACAUUGAGCUGCGUAAAGGCGAGACAGACAUUGGCCGAAAGAACACCAGAGUGCGGAUGGUCUUUCGCGUGCACAUUACUCAACCCAACGGCCGGGCCAUCUCUCUGCAGGCAUCCUCCAACCCCAUUGAGUGUUCUCAGAGAUCUGCCCAGGAACUGCCGCUGGUGGAGAAUCAGAGUAUGGACAGCUUUCCCGUGACAGGAGGAAAGAAGAUGGUGUUAAGUGGACACAACUUCCUUCCUGAGUCGAAGGUCGUCUUUGUGGAAAAGGCUCCAGAUGGCCACCACAUAUGGGAGAUGGACGCAAAAGUUGACAAGGACUCAAUCAAAUCUACUUCAUUAGUGGUUGAAGUCCCCCUGUACCGAAAUCAGAUGAUAACCAGUCCCGUCCAGGUGAAUUUUUAUGUCUGCAAUGGAAAGAGGAAGAGAAGCCAGUGCCAGCGCUUCACCUACCUGCCAGCUAAUGUUCCAAUAGUAAAAACAGAACCUACUGACGACUAUGAGGCCAUAGCUCCCGGACUAAGUACAUUAUCCAAAUCUUACUACAACCAGCAAGUCCUGACCUCCAUGAUGCCUCCGGAUCCUGGCUCCUGUCUGGUGGACAGCUUCCCUUCCUACCAGCAGAGAAACAUUGUGAUGCCAUCCUCUUCGUCCACCUCUAACUCAAGUCCUAAGCUGCAUGACCUCUCCCCUUCCACUUACACCAAAUACACCGGUCACAGUCCGCUAGCCAGUCUCCAGCAGCCCACAGUAGGCGUCCCCACAAUCCAGGAAGUGCCCAACAGGUCUGUGGUUGUGCACCCCAACUCCCCUGACCAAUCAUCUCUCAUCAUGCUGCAGUCCCAGGUGAGUCAGCAUCUGAGCAGUAACUGUUCCCAUGGUUACCAACAAACACUCUAUCCCAACAGUCCCACUUCUUCUCCGGUUCCCUCUGCUGCCCAGGAGACACUUUAUGGGCAGACCUACAGCCCACCUCACCCCUCCCUGCCGAUGGGGCAGCUGAAGAAAACUCAGCAAAAUGGGUCUCCCACAAACCAGCCAGGGUCACUGCUGCUCUUGCAGGAAGAGAAUAGUCAGACCUCAUUGCCUGUCGUUGUCAAGCAGGAGCCUCAAGAGCUGGACCAGAUGUACUUAGACGAUGUAAAUGAAAUUAUAAGGAAUGAUCUCUCCAGCACUUCCCUCCAUGGCCAUGCAUAGCCACAUAUAAACUACAGGAUUGAAAAUUAAAAAAAAUAAUAAUAAUAAUAAAAACAAAAACAUUUUAAAGCACACUGUCAUUGGAAUGGUUCCUGAAUGCCCCUCUGAGAAUAUACUCCUAAUUUUAACUCUAAGUGAAGUUAUCUGGUGAAGAAGAUGUUAAAGAGUGGAACACUGAUCUUCCAUUGUUGUUCAAUGUUAGACGAAGACAAAGCAGCGAAGCACCCUUCUGCCUUAAUAAAGCAGUAUCUCCCUGGGACCACUUUUUGAAUUGUUUUAUUAAAAACUGAUUUUUUUUUUUUUUAAAGGUCUGAUCUUCCAUCCAAAGUAGUUGCUCCUGAGUGGCACUGUUCUAUCUUGGUAGUAGUUGGCACUGUCUGGUCAUCAAUAAAGAAUAGCCGUGGAUGUGCCUUAUAUAUUUAUGUAAUGAAAACAGGAUGCAAUACAACAUAGAAAAAACAAUUAUAUUUUCUUCAUAAGAAGUGAUGUUUACAAUGCAAAACCAAUGUUAAAAAAAAAAAUGUUAGUGUUAUGCCUUUAUUCUGCUUUCCUUUUUUGUCAACAUACAAAACCAUAAGGUUUCUUAAUGUAUCUUAUGCUGUAUCUCAUACUGAAAAGAGUAAGGUUUGUUAUUUUUCUUUAAAGUGGCCUGUUUACUUUUUUUUAAUGAUUAGAUGUAGCACACUGAUGUACAGGACACAAUGAUUAUUUCCAUCAUAGUGCACUAACUGAGCUCUCAGUGAAGAACUACAUAUCAUCUAAACUAGUAUGUUGUUAAAUUACAUUAGUGAGAUAUUGCAGAAAUCCAUGAUGAUUUCCCAAGUUUGCUAUUUUAAAUUAUAUCGAUUUCUGCUAAUCAACAAGUAUUGACUUGUCGUAUACAGUGAUCAAAUGUGAGGGUACUUGCCUGCCGGGUGACAAAUAGAGAUAUACAAAUAUUGAUAAUUGAAUAAAGGGCAGGGCUUCAAACACAAAAACAGAUUGCAUAUAUGUGUGCAUGUAAAUACAACAUUUUAUAUUAUGCAAUUAAUAUAUAACCGACAAUCAUGACCUUUUUUGCCUUUUUGGAGAAAAAAAGACUGAAGCUAGCAAUAACAUAUCUGUGGAUACCAAAGCGUUUUAGCUAGUGAAGUUACAGCUUUUUACUUUAAUCUUUUUGGCUGUUUUAGAAGAUACAGUAGCUAGCUUGUUUAUGCCUUAUGAAAGUAUGCACUUUAGAUAGUGAAAAACAAACUACAUCAGUUUGUGCAUUUUUAAUGACCAAAUGUCAGUGGAUUGAGGGAACUGAUAAAUCGAAAAAGAUUGACCGCUAACUGUAACCUCCUAUAAGAUUUUUAAAACCAAUUAUUUUAAUGGAAUCUAAAAAAAAAAAAAAACUGUUCUACUUUCUAGAUGUAUAGCUUCCUAGAGCAUGUUAUGCUUAUGAAUAGUCAUACUAGUUCUGAGUAUAGUCUAUAGCAUGGUUUGAUAUAUGAAAUUAGUACAAUAUUGUGCCUUAGUCAGUCAUGGUCUUUUCUAGACGUGACUGUACUUUAUGCAUUCAUGUUUUGUCAGGGCUUACAAUACAGAGGCACACAUUGAAAUGUAUUGCUUCUGAAAUAUUACAUAUUUAUUGGGAUUUUAAAAUUAUGUUUGAUGUAUUCAUGGUGUCGUACUUUAAAAAAAUAAACAAAUCAAAUAAAAGCCAUAUCGGUAAUAUUUGCACAGUACUGUGAAGACUAGAAUAUAGUAUGGCUUUAAAGAUAUUUGUACAGUUUUCCAAAGCAACUUGAUCCAACAGUCCAUGCUAAUCAUAGUUGUGGUUUAUUAGCUGUUUUGUCCAUAUAUAAAGAAUAGAUUUAGCAUGCCAUUUUUCUUUUAAACACUCUGUGCUUAUUGUUAAACUCUCCAGCUUCCAGUCAGAAGACAAGAUACAUCAUUAAAUGUGUGGCAUUCAGCAUUUCAAACCAGGCAUACAAAUCUGCUGUAACACCAUUUUCUAUGGAAAGCAGCCUUUUUGAUAUAAAUAAAUAUAUAGAUAAAUAAAUAAAAGAAAUUAGCUGAGAAUCAAAUUUCUUGUAUCGCAUCAUUAGAUCUUCUGCAAAUUUCCACUUGCAACUAGUGUUCCGUUUCUCACGACACCACAUACUUCAAUGUUGUUUGUUCUGAUUUGUAUACUGUAUGCUUGACCAGUGACAUGUGCUUAUCUUGCUUUGGUGUAUAACGAGUGCCUUCAUUUUGAAUCUAAGACCUUAUCUGCAUGUGGGGGUGGGAAUGUGGCAACAGGAAUAAAGUGAAAUGCCUUGAGCUGAUUUGUUAGGAAAAAGACAGAAGCUGUUGUUUAAGAUUCCAAAAGAAAACGUGGGUCUCUUUAUACAUGUGUUUUUGCUGUAAUGAGUACGUUGCCAUCAUCAGAUUGGACCUGGGUAGUACUUGUUAUGUUGCAUGUGGAUGGCUGUUAUGUUGAAACUUUCCUCCUGCUUUGCAUUCAAUCUAUUCCAGAAAAAAGGGAAAAAAGUAGAAGCGCGCUUUCUGCAUUUAAAAAUGA
This is a messenger RNA of Polyodon spathula (Mississippi paddlefish), 5611 nucleotides long. RefSeq names its product nuclear factor of activated T-cells, cytoplasmic 1-like. NCBI's taxonomy places the organism in Eukaryota, Metazoa, Chordata, Actinopteri, Acipenseriformes, Polyodontidae. Gene Ontology annotation, molecular function: DNA-binding transcription factor activity, RNA polymerase II-specific; transcription factor binding; RNA polymerase II cis-regulatory region sequence-specific DNA binding. The record is from RefSeq and is a predicted model, not a curated record. The coding region runs from base 298 to 3084 and encodes 928 amino acids. Gene Ontology annotation, cellular component: transcription regulator complex. Gene Ontology annotation, biological process: regulation of transcription by RNA polymerase II; cytokine production; calcineurin-NFAT signaling cascade. The transcript is spliced from 10 exons.